AUGUAAAAAAUAGCUCUCUUAGCUUUGGUUCUUGCUGUGACCGCUGCCAAGUUCGUUGACACCCACACAACUUUGGCUUAAAUCAACUCUGACCCAUUCGGCCAUGUUGUAUUGAGUGCCAUAAAGGCCCAUCUUUAAGCCUCAACCCCAGCCAAUGAAGUUAAUAUGUUAUUGAAUGGUGUUGGUGCAGGACUUGUCUAAGACUAGAAUGACCAUGAUCAUGCUUUUGAACUUGACACAACAACAAACAACAGAGUUGAUUCUAUUUAAUUAAUCUUUAGAUCGUUGAAGAUUUGGAAAAGGAAAUUUUGUAUCACUAAAACUAAAUUGCCUCAAAUACCUAAUUGAGAGAUGAUACAAUUGAAGCACUUGCAGUAUCUGAAGAAGAUAUCAGAGUGACAAUUUCAGAUAUCGCUAACAACGAAGCUACCUAUGCAAGAGAAGAAGCCACAAGAAACUAAUAACACGAAACUUUUGUCUCAAAAGUUGCUGCUAUUGAUGAUGUGAUUGAUGCUAUUGAUGAUGCCGCUAAAUUGAUCCAACAUUUGAGCCUUGGAGCAUCAUUUGCUUAAUUGAAGAGCAAAUAUGACACACUCCACAAAAAACUUUCAGAUAACACAUCACACACUGCUUUAUUAUAAGUAUGAUUGAUAAAUCUAAUUUAAAUAGCCAGUCAUCACUGCUCUUACUGAAUUAGCUACCCAUGGAGUUAACUAAAAGGCAUUGACAAAGAUUGCUUAACUCUUAAGUGAAAUCAGAUAAUAAUUAGUCUAAGAGAAAGCUGCUAAGACUGUAUUUAAAUAUAUAAUUAUAAUAGGAUGUUGAAGAUAGAUAAGCUGCUCAUUGGGCUGAAUUCUCAGUUCAUUUAUCUAAUGAACAUACCAGAUUGGUUGAAAGAAAAGCUUAAUUGGAAGUCUAAAUCUAAGAAUAAAAGGAUACCAUUGAAGAUGCUUAAUCAUGGAUCGAAUUCCACACUCUUGAGUUGGAAAAUAGUGAAGAAAGACUUGCUGGAUAAUAAGCAUGGUAUGCAGUCUAAUCAGAAAUCUAUGAAACCUAAACUGCUGAAAGGUAUUUUAAAUUAUUAUAUUUUAUUAGAACUGCCUAAUAAGAAAUUGUUGACAGACUCUAAGAGCACAUCAGCGAGAAGUUAUCCACCACUGCUCAAUUCAUUGCCAGCAGAAAUUGAUUU
Molecule: messenger RNA, 1189 nt
Organism: Paramecium pentaurelia
Lineage: Eukaryota; Ciliophora; Oligohymenophorea; Peniculida; Parameciidae
Source: the annotation of a GenBank genome assembly